This is a messenger RNA of Laccaria bicolor S238N-H82, 228 nucleotides long. RefSeq lists its product as uncharacterized. NCBI's taxonomy places the organism in Eukaryota, Fungi, Basidiomycota, Agaricomycetes, Agaricales, Hydnangiaceae. Gene Ontology annotation, cellular component: U2-type prespliceosome; catalytic step 2 spliceosome; U2 snRNP. The coding region runs from base 1 to 228 and encodes 75 amino acids. Gene Ontology annotation, biological process: spliceosomal complex assembly. Gene Ontology annotation, molecular function: mRNA binding. The record is from RefSeq and is a predicted model, not a curated record. The transcript has a single exon.
AUGACAGCUCUUGGGUUAGCCGCUUUGGCGGAAGCUGCUGCCCCUCACGGUAUCGAAUCCUUUGACACCGUCUUGAAACCUGUCUGGUUGGGCAUCCGUCUACGCCUGGCAAAGGUCUUUGCACCUUUCUUGAAGGUUAUUGGUUUCACUAUACCCCUUACGGACCCCGAAUACGAUUCUUCACGGUUAUUCUCAUUCGUGAUUUCCAAACAUCUGACGAGGGGAUGA